Molecule: messenger RNA, 5310 nt
Organism: Saccostrea cuccullata (small rock oyster)
Lineage: Eukaryota; Metazoa; Mollusca; Bivalvia; Ostreida; Ostreidae
Product: phosphatidylinositol 4-phosphate 5-kinase type-1 alpha-like
Exons: 20
Coding region: 230-2509 (759 amino acids)
Biological process (GO): phosphatidylinositol phosphate biosynthetic process
Cellular component (GO): plasma membrane
Molecular function (GO): 1-phosphatidylinositol-4-phosphate 5-kinase activity
Source: RefSeq, a predicted model, not a curated record
AUUUCCGCUAUAAUGUCAGGCGAUUGAGAGAGAACAACAAUCAAUAGGCCUAGAGUAAAUUUUAAAAAUGUGAAACUUCCCAGAAUUUAAAAACCUUAAUAUUCCUAAAAAAGAGUAUGUAACCAAGCGGAUCACUCCAAAAUAUCUCUCAAAGAAAAUCGUAAACCUAAGACAGGGAAAAAAAAUUAGCCGAAAUCAGACUGGGUGUUCCUGAACUGAAAUUUUGGGGAUGGCGACGAGUGACGGGUCAACCCUAGCAGGUGGGAAGCACGACCCCGAGCCGUCCACGUCAAUGGCUGAAGACAGCGAUGAUUCCAAUGAAGAGUCUGGGAAAGGAUUGGACCAUGCAGAGAUGGGAAGUGGAAAGGCUGCCAAGUCAAAAGACAAGAUAGGACACAGGAGGGUGGACAAAACAGGAGCUGUAACGUAUAAAAAGAGGUCCACUUCGGAGCUGAUGGCGGCUAUACAGCUAGGCAUUGGUCAGAGUGUUGGCGGACUCUCCUCAAAACCUGAAAGAGAUCUCCUUAUGCAGGAUUUUGCCGUCAUUGAAAGCGUGUUUUUUCCAUCAGAGGGGAGUAACCUGACCCCGGCUCAUCACUGUAGUGACUUUCGUUUUAAGACCUACGCUCCCAUCGCAUUUCGAUAUUUUCGGGAACUGUUCUCUAUUCAGACAGAUGAUUUUCUGCUUUCGCUAUGUGAUCAACCAAUGAAAGAGCUGUCUAACCCAGGGGCAAGUGGCAGCAUCUUUUACCUGAGCGAGGAUGAUGAAUUCAUCAUAAAAACAGUACAACACAAAGAGGCCGACUUUUUACAGAAACUGUUGCCUGGCUACUACAUGAAUUUAAACCAAAAUCCAAGAACAUUGCUUCCAAAAUUCUAUGGAUUCUAUUGCUACCAGUGUGGAGGCAAAAAUAUUCGAUUUGUUGUCAUGAAUAAUCUUCUACCUUCUUCUGUCAAACUUCAUGAGAAGUAUGACUUGAAAGGAAGUACAUAUAAAAGAAAAGCCUCAAAGGCCGAGAGAAAAAAGUCCAGUCCAACAUUAAAGGACCUGGAUUUUAUGAACAAUAACCCAGAGGGAAUCCUGCUGGAGAAAGAUAAAUAUGAUGCUCUCAUUAAAACCAUACAGAGAGAUUGUAGGGUUUUAGAAAGUUUCAAGAUCAUGGACUACAGCAUGUUACUUGGAAUUUAUAAUAUUGACAUUGCUGCCCAAGAGAGGAAGAAAGAAAGGCCCUCAUUCAGCAGGUCAGCCAAUCCUGACGUUUCGGCUAUGUCGGACUACCCCCCUCAGAUGACCUCUGACCCGGGACAAGAAUCAGGUGGUCGCACGCCCCGCGCAGGCUUAGCUCCACAGCGAACUAAAUCUAUAAAGACUCGAGUGGCCCAGUACACCACUCCUAUGGAAUCCAUCACAGCCAAAGCCACAGAGUCAGACGAAGAGGACCAGGAGGAGGACGAAGAAAUCCCGCCUGGAGGUAUUCCUGCUAAGAACAGUAAAGGGGAACGACUCAUGCUUUACCUGGGAGUGAUUGAUAUAUUACAGAGCUACCGGCUAAAAAAGAAGAUUGAACACACCAUGAAAUCUAUUGUCAUUGAUGCAGACAGUAUAUCAGUUCAUAGACCAAGUUACUACUCACAUAGAUUCCAAGAUUUUAUGUCAACGAAAGUCUUCAGAAAAAUUCCAACUCAUCUGCGCCAGAAAUUUGCUCUGAAACAUUCUCCCUCCAAGCGUAAGACAAAUGCAGGCAAAAGAGUGAACACAAUUUCAGAAUCGGAACCAGAAACAUCGAGGUCAGAGGGCAGGACUCGGUCCAUUAGCUUCCCAGAUGAUGACGACCAACCAACAGGAAGAAAAGGUGGCAGGCCGGACCUUCUUCCUCAGAAUUCGACGCCGCCACCUACGUUUGCGGAGGCCAUAGCCUCCAAAUCUGAUACCUCUCCCAGAGGUCAGGACAUUAAAAUGUCAAGUCGGAUCCCUGGAGCGCUAGGAUCAACAUUCCAGACCAAUCCAAAUGACUCCAGUUAUCCAGUCUCCCCCAAAAUGUCAAGUCUGCGGGGCUCUCCACCCCUGAGUAUUUCUGAAUCCACCCCUACACACACUGAGUACACAGAGGGCACUCCAAGCUACACCCCCUCCUCCCCCAGCUGUUACAGUGAUAUAGAACCAGCAUUUCAAGCCGAGUUGGACAAAGAACUCUUAACUCCGGCAACUGGGACGUCUCUCUCAGGAUUAACAAUUUCAAAUGUCUCAAACACAACACACACUGAUAGUGCUGCACUGACUAAAACAGUGAUCAGAAUCCCUGAUAAUGACAAACAUUCUAGUGAUGCAGAUCACAGGGGCAAACAUUCAAGUGAACAAGAUAUAAAACAUUCAGGUGAGCAGGAUCAAGCUUCCUCUUCACCUGACAUUCCAUUGACUUCCACAAAUAGAGAGGAGGAUCCAGGAUCAACAGGAAUGGAUCAGACAGAAAGUUCUUCAAAAGAAAGCAGUGCUGUAGAGAUGAAGUAGAACGACUUUGAGAAAGGACCCAUCUUUGAAGAAUUUUCUAAAACAGAUCAUCAAAUUAGUUAUCUUGGACAAUAGGAUGCCAGAUAAAAGACAUAUAGGCAAUGUAAAUGUUAUUCCCUAAAAAUAUGGACCCAGGGCAAUAAUUCAUGAUAUUGCCUUCAAAAUAGGGAAACAUGGGUCCAGGACAAUAGUUUAUUAUAUUGCCCUCAAGAGUGGAAAAUAUGAACCCAAGGCAAUAGUCAUGAUAUUGCUCUAGAGAGAGGGCACUGUGAUCAUCUAUUGAUCAUAACUUUUUCAUGUGUCUGUUCUUUUCAUGGUGCUCAUCCUUCUUUUUUUCUCUUUAAAACACUGUCUAAGGAGGAUUUAAGAUCUUCUUUCAAUGUAUAUUAAAUUAUAAUUAAUCAUUUUCUUGUCACUUUAUAUCCUUGAUAAGAACUGAAACAUGCAUAUAUGUCAUGCCAUUCUUGCACAUGUAGAACUCUGGUUUGUUAGUCUUAAAUCUGUAACAUGUUGAUGUGAAUCAUCAUUCUAAAGAAAGUGACAAUUCUCUAGGAAAGUGAAUUUUUUAGAGAAUUACCCCUGUGGUCAAAUUUAAAAAAAUAAUUCUACAAUUUCCAUAAAUUUUCUGAAAUAUUGAAAUCUGGACAUAAUAUCAGUGGGUGAUUAUGCACCUGUAUGUAUUUAUUUGUAUAGUUCAGAGGUCAAAGUUCAUGUAGACUAGGGGUAAUUAAUCAUUGAACAAUAGCAUCUGACAUUAUAUAUAUUAAUUUUAGGUACAGUUUUAUGUACCAAUAUUUACAUCAGAUGUUAAAACGAUGUACCAUGCAGCUUGUAAAUUAUUUUUGGCAAAAUGGAAUUUAUAUUUGUUCUCUUUUUGUGAGUUUGGUCCUUGAACAAUCCUUGUUGAAAUGUUUGCUGAUUAUAAAUUUAAAGUGAUGGACUUGAAUAGACAUAAGAAUGGAAACAAAUUGUUCAUCAUUAGGGGGAGAAAAAGGUUAUUUUUUUUAAAUGCGUAAUUAAUCUAUUGUACAAGUUGAUAGUGACAUAUUUUUCAAAUAUUGGAGGACUGAGAUAUGUUUUGUACAUUAUAUUGUAUGUUUUCUCGCCACAAAUUUUGUUAAAUAUUUCUGGAAGAGCAUUGAACAAAUUAUUCAUACUAACAAAAUCAGCAUCGUUUAGGAAAAAUCACUUUUUAGUUAUAAUUAAUAGAAUGUGAUGUUUUCAUUUAAGUUUGAAACGAAAAGCAGCUUCACAAUGGAUAAACAUAAAGGGAUGGCUAGCUACAAAAUGCUGGCAUUGACAAAAAUACAAUUCAAACACGUUUUUGUGUAUAUUUUGGCUUCAGAUCAUCUUUCAUGUCUCGAAGGGUGAACCAUUAAAUAUUUAAAAAAUAAAAUGCAAAGUAACAUUAUUUCACAUGUUAGAUACCUGGUAUAUCUAGUUUCUUGAGGUUGAUCCAUCCUUUUAGUAUAAGCUACAGUUUUCAUGUAGAAUAUUGCAUACAUUGUUAACCAAAGCCAAUAUGUUAUACUUUAAUUUUCUGUGCAAAAAAUGACAAAAUACUGAAUGUUUCUUGUAGAUGAUCUAAAUGUGUAAAUAUUUUUCUUGCCAAAUAUUGCAGUAACUGUUGCAAAACAAAAAUUUGCUUAAAAUAGCUUAAAGCAGAUUCCUUAUGUUUUUUAAAAGUAUUUUGUAUCUAAUUUACAAAUAUUAAAGUUUUUAAGAAAUGUAGAAUUUUAAACUAUCAUGGCUGUAUUAACCAUGUUAACAUUCCCUAUAUAGUAUUAAUAAUAAUUUUUCAUGCAUAAACUUGAAAACCUUCUAGGGACAAUUUAUUUCAACAUCGUAAAUUUUCUUUUUACACUAUUGAACAAGACAUUUUCAUUCAAAGCUAGGGUAUGUAAUGAAAUGAAGUAUAAUUACUAUGAUCAUAGCUGAGUUCACUCCACGUUGCAAAAACCUUCAAUGUAAGGGGGCGUUUUUCAGAACGUUUGAAAAUGCGCAAACUCGGACAAUAAUUCUCCAUGUUACCAACCAUUGGCUAAACAUACAAAUCAUGCAGUGAUACAAACAUUUGAUUCAUUUCUUAAUUUGGCACAGCUUUUGAACUAUGUGUGACACCACGUUGAAAUUAUGGGAUUUUUUGGCAAUAAUUGGCAUUAUACAAUGGAUGCAGUGUAGCAAAGUGUUCUCCACGUCGACACUACCUCAUAGUGAUGUUGUCAAUAGAAUUAUCACCCUAUUGUUGUUUCUCAAUAGUUCAUGAAAAAUUCUUCAUGAGUAAAAUAUUUCUUUUCGAUUUUGAAAGCAUAUCAUGCCAUUUUGAAACAAAAUAUGUAUACGUAAUCAAUUUGUAAGACAUCCUGAAGUUGAGCCCCCUAGUAAAUACAAAAAAUUAUGUUUGAAAAAAAUGUAGAAUUUAUCAUGUUUCAUCUAAUUCUUGUAAUACCGUAUUUGUUCCUUUUUAAUUUGCACUGCAAAUUUCAUUCAGUUAUGUUAAAAAGUCAAACAAGAUAUUUCAGUUGUUUUAUGCUUCUAGACUUACUGGGAGUAUUUUCUAACUCAUAGUGAGUGAUUUUCAUGCAUGCAUGGUAUUAGCAUCUCUAGGCUUUGGUUAUAUUUUUUCCAAGGACGAAUGAACAUGCACUGCAAAUGUCUUUCAAAAGGUUUCCUAUCGUUUCAAAAAUGUUAUCUCUUUUGAGCCAUUUAAUAAUGCUAUAUAUUAAUAAUAUGUCAUAAUAAUUAUCUGUAUAUUUUGUAUUAAAGGCUCUUGAUCAUGAAUUAAAUAUGUUGAACAUAUA